Clonostachys byssicola is the source of this 1209-nucleotide messenger RNA. The record is from the annotation of a GenBank genome assembly. NCBI's taxonomy places the organism in Eukaryota, Fungi, Ascomycota, Sordariomycetes, Hypocreales, Bionectriaceae.
AUGUCGAGUACUCCAUCGCCAUCCACGCACGCUCAGCCAGCGGACCAGCGGGUUCGAACAUUCGUAUGGCCAUUAUCUCUCUCCGCCUGGAAUGCUGUCGAUGAUAGUUGGGCUCCACCUUCUCAACAGUCCAAAGAAUAUGAGAAAGAACAGCGGGCAACAGCGGCAGGACCACGCCGGAAGUUCGUGUGGCCACUGUCUUUGCGUGUUUUGAAGACCGUCGAUAACUGUUGGGUUAUUCACAAAAACCCCUUAGAGUCUUCUUCACACCUAGACCCAACGCCGCAGGGGCUUUCCUAUGGUGACUACGUCCUUAACCCACAGUCUGCCAAGGAAACCAACACGACCAACGCCAAGUUUGUUUCCGAAGUCAAUAAAGUGAUCCAGAACACACCGAUAGAGGGUUUCUUCAAGAACAACUCAAAGUUUAUCGAGGAGCUGGCACGCAAAGCUGCAGCCCUAGCCGACGACCCAUCCACCCCUAUAUGUGGCCAGAAACUUCUAUCCAAAACAGUUCAGGUCACGAUGCAUCAACAGGUGUUAUAUUGUGAUGACAGCACGCCCAUGCGCCACGAGAAUCGCUGGGACUCUCAAAACGAACUCAUCAAGGCAAUCGCCCGUGUCACCACUCGCAUCCUGCCCGAGGGCGAAGGUGUCCACAUGCGGUACAUCGGACAGGAGAUACCAAAUCCACACAGCCUCAAAUUCGAGGAACUAGUCGAGUUAGUCGACAUGACCCAGCCGCUCACGUUGGAAUCUCAAUCUCCCAUUGCCACCGAACGAAUCAUUGGCAGAAACCUCAAGAGCAAAGUCCUUGAGCCUUUGGUCUACAGCAAGCUGCCGGACAAUCUCCUGAGACCGCUUCUCAUCUCCGUCAUUGUGGACUGGAUGCCUGAGCGGCAGCGGACGCAACAGUCAACAUUGGUUAAUGUCAUCGCUGAGUGUGGCGAUAAGUUAGAAGCUGCCGGCUUCCCUCGAGAAAGUGUCAAGUUCAUGAUUGGCCAAGUCGGCUCAGACACUAAUAUUAUGGCAGUGAGAUUGAUACGAGACAUCAGCACAAUACCGAAGAUCGAAAAUGUGGUAUCUGUCGCUUCAGAAAAUUUGGAUGUCGCAUUUUCAAAAAUGAAGAGCGAGGCGGAAAUGGAUGAAUGGGUUAUCAACACUUUGUAUGAGGCCAUCAUGAAGAGCGAGAGUAAGAAAAACAGGUAG